Molecule: messenger RNA, 2910 nt
Organism: Neoarthrinium moseri
Lineage: Eukaryota; Fungi; Ascomycota; Sordariomycetes; Amphisphaeriales; Apiosporaceae
Exons: 2
Coding region: 1-2910 (969 amino acids)
Biological process (GO): SREBP signaling pathway; positive regulation of transcription by RNA polymerase II
Molecular function (GO): protein dimerization activity
Source: RefSeq, a predicted model, not a curated record
AUGGCCUUCUUCGACGAAUCCGGGGUGCCAGUCACCGAGGGCAGCGAGGCCUUCUUCGCUGAUCCUUCGUGGGCUUUCGGCGACAGCCCUCCCUUCACCACCACUUUUGACAGCGCUCCCCUCUAUGCGGAGGACUGGAAGCACGUCCAGGCCCUGCCCAACCCCAACGACCUCGACCACCAGGCCCCCAAGAGGCCAGAGGCGUCCAUCACGCCUCCCGGGACCGGCCAACUCCUGCCUCCCACCACCAAUGGUCUGGCCUAUCCCAUGCAGCCACAAAACGGCAUGCCUCCCGCGACCAUGAACACCUUGACAGAGGCUCAGCGCCAUCACCUGCAGAAGAUUGCUAUGCCAUCUCACCUGCAGUACCACUCGCCCAAGAGUGAAUCAAGCCCCGACUCGGCAGGCAAGUCGUCGUCCAUGUCACCGCCUGGGGGUGACAAGGCAAACAGUCGCAAGCGCAAGUCUUCUGUGGAGGAUGAUGACGACGACGACGAUGACGAGGAUGGUCAUCAGCCGGUAAAGAAGACGGCUCACAACAUGAUCGAGAAGAGAUACCGCACCAACCUUAACGAUAAGAUAGCCGCUCUGCGCGACAGCGUACCCAGCUUGCGCAUCAUGUCCAAGAGUGCCAGAGGCGAGGACACCACAGCAGACAGAGAGGAGCUGCACGGAUUAACCCCAGCGCAUAAACUAAACAAGGCAACGGUCUUGAGUAAAGCUACAGAGUACAUUCGCCACUUGGAAAAGCGCAAUAACCGCUUGGCAGAUCAGAACAACGCCAUGCAGGCACGCAUUGCUGCGUUUGAGAAGCUCUUCAUGGCUGGCGCCAUGAAUGGUGGCAUCAGUCCAGUUCAACAGUCACCAACUCCGGGACACUACCCCCACGACGUCAAUGGACUAGCAAACUCCCCUCCCAUGGGUGCAACACCCGGUGGUCGUGGCGACCCCCAGGGUAUGAUUCAAGUUCCCGAUGACUUGAAGCGGAUUAUCCAAGCACAAAUGGCCGUCGGCCAGCCCUACCCAGUUCCACAGCAGCCCUUCCGGAGGCCCAAUCCAGCAGUCGUCCGUCAGCAACAGAUCCAUCAACAACAGCAGCAGAUGCAAGCUGGAGGCUGGCAAAACGCCGGUCCCUACUUUGGCAAGUUGAUGGUUGGCUCUCUGGCCGGUCUUAUGAUCUUGGAGGCUGUACGUGAGAACGAACAAAGCAACGAAGAAACUGGAGGCCGCGGACUCUUCGCCCUCCCUGUUCAGCUGAUUGGCUCAGCCAUGUCUUACCUGAACGUGAACCUCAUGGGCUAUCACUUCGCUGCCAGUGAGAUCUUGUUCUCUCUGAAGAUCAUGUUGAUCAUUGGAAGCAUCUGGUGGGCAAUCUUCCCGUCACUAUUCGGACGAGGCGCACCCAAGCCCAAAGCUACGAAGGGAUCAGCAGCAACCUCCCUGGCGUCAGCACCCUCACUGGCCGCACCCAUUCAAGUGCGGCGUCAAGCGUGGCUUACCGCUAUUCAGACGGUGUGGGUUCCUCGGCAUAACUUUUUCCUUGAGGCUGCCGCCUUGGGUCUGAAGACUUUCAAAUUGAGCGUACGGAACUUGAUCGGCGUGAACGGAUAUCAGAUGUUGACUGGCCUGACCGAGGAGCAAGAAGCCGCCCGCAUCAAGGCCUGGUCCAUCGCUCUCGACGCCCAGCUGGCUGGUGGAGAUGUCGAGAUCAAUAAGAGCCGCCUGACCCUCACACUGCUCGCAUCUGGCACCUUACCUGACACACCGCUGAGGCUGAUGCUGAAAGCAUUACACAUCCGGGUUCUGCUGUGGGAGCUGGGCUCAACAGGAGUGCAGCACAGUAUCUUCAACACGAUGGCCUCCAAGAUGGCCAGAGCCAAGUGGAACGAGGCGAAACAGCUGCAUCGACUUCUCAACCAGCUGCGCCGUGGUGGCCAGGAGCAAUCGGAUGAUGACAUUCCGGACCACCUCACCAUACUACUAGAGCAAGAUGCAGACGAGGUCCUCAACCCCAGUGUGAUUCAACGCGCCCACAAUCUGGCUUGGAAUCGCGAAACUCAGUAUAACGCCAUUGGAGCCACCGAUGGCAUGGACUCUGUUGUCGAUGACGGAGCCGUCCGCUCUCCCAUGGAUGCCGUCGCAGCCUGGUGGUCAAGCCUUACUCUUCAGACAGCACUUACCAACAGCCUCCUCGUUCGGGGUGACGAAGACGGUGACAUUACACAACUAGUCGAAGAGGGCAUCACCCUGGCCAUCAGGACCGCUCCUGUGGGCUCAGUUGCACAGAACCGCGCCCUUGUCGCCCGCGCUGUUCUCUUCAACGAGAGACGCGGUGCCAACAUUGCUGCAGUGAUCCAGGCUAUCGGGCCGUGCACAGCGUCUGCGAACUGCUGUGAGGGUGCCGAUGCAUCUCCCCAGCCGGAUACUCCUUCUAUUGACAUACCGGAUUCCAUGUCAUCUCAAGCCGAGAUAUACAUGUCUCUUCAGUGUGCGAAGGCGAUAGCUCAUCUGCAGCGAUAUGCACCCCCCGAGGAACCCGUCAGUAUCUACCCAAUCAUCGAGGACGAAAUCCACGUCGGCAGCGAAAUGUCGCUUUUGGGAUAUAUUGCAGCAUUUACUCUCGUCAAUCGUCUCGCAGGACACGAGCUCGCCGCAGAUGCUUGCAGCCGUGCUUUAGAACGUCUGUCGGGCAGCCUACGAAUCUGGAUCGGCAAAGACAGCUGGCUGGAUUCCGAGGUCAAGCAAGAAAUGGUUGAACGAUGCCUGGCUGUCACCCGUGGUGUGGUUGGGAUGGAUAUCGACACCGAUACCGGCUAUGGCAGCAUGACAGAGAGUGACGACGAUGGCGACAGCGGGUUCAGCAGUGAUUCUGAACAAUUCUCCGUGUCUACAAUUUCCGAGACUUCUUGA